CAGCAGCUUUCAGUCAGACUGUGUCAGAGUUUGCCAGCACAACCCAGGAACAUGGCUUCAAAGUUUUUAUGCUUCACCCUCCUCUUCAUCAACAUCUGCACAGUAGAUGGAUAUGAGUGUUACUCCUCAACUCGCUGCCUGUUUAACUCCACUGAGCUAAGGGACAUCGAGUUCAUCACCUCGUACUAUUACAACAAGAUAGAGUUUGUCAGGUUCAGCAGUGAUGUGGGAAAGUAUGUUGGAUACACGGAGUUUGGUGUGAAGAAUGCAGAGAUGUGGAACAAUAAUCCUGGACAGCUCGCUGCAAUGAGAGCUCAGAAGGAGACGUAUUGCCAACCCAACGUUGGGAUCUGGUACGCAAACGUUCUUUCUAAGUCAGUGAAACCAUCAGUCAGACUUCACUCCACGAUGGCUCCUGGUCGUCACCAUCCUGCCAUGUUGGUUUGCAGCGUCUAUGACUUCUACCCCAAACAGAUCAAAGUGAGCUGGUUGAGAAAUGGACAGGAAACAACCUCUGACAUCACUUCCACUGAAGAGUUUGCAAAUGGUGAUUGGCUCUACCAGGUCCACUCCCACUUGGAGUACAUACCCAGGUCUGGAGAGAAGAUCUCCUGUAUGGUGGAGCACGCCAGCCUGGAUAAACCGCUGAUUAUUAACUGGGUCCCGCCCAUGCCUGAAACAGAGAGACUGAUCAUAGUUGGAGCCAUAGGACUGAUCCUGGGUCUGAUCUUGUUUGUGGCUGGAGUCAUCUACAGGAGGAAGAGUGGAGAUACAUCUUUGGCUCACAGGUUCGGUGAGAAACAGGCAGAGGACUGGAACAAAGAUACUGCAGCUCUGAGCUUGUGGAGACCUCAGAAGGAGAUGUUCUUCAAACCCGACUCUGAGCUCUGCUUCACAAAUGUUCUGCCUAAGUCAGUGAUGCCAUUGGCCAGGCUUCACUCCAUGACGCCCCCUGGUGGUCGUCAUCCUGCCUUGGCGCUCUGCAGAGUCUACGACUUCUUCCCCAAGCAGUCCAAAACCAGGACUGAUGCUGGUUCCCAGUAGUGGAUCCUGAUUGUAGACCUGGAGCUGGUUCUGCUUCUGUCUGAUAGCUGGAAGCAAAAGCAGCAGCAGCAGCUGGCAGCUCUGUGUAUGAUUCAGGCUGUUUGAGUCAGGCUGAAACUGGACUGUGGUGGAUCUACUGGAGCCUCAGUGGUGGAGUCAUCAUAUAGUGUGUGCAGAGUGUUCUCAGAGUCUUUACAGCUGUCUAACAGCAGGACAGCGAGGUGUGUACUGGGAAACUGAGUGUCUGAUUGCUUUGUUUGGAUGUAAGGCUGGAGGGGGCGGAGCUCUGUGGGUGUUUGUGUGUGUGACUUUCCAGUGUCAUCACACACACACACACA
Messenger RNA from Pundamilia nyererei, 1382 nucleotides. RefSeq names its product H-2 class II histocompatibility antigen, E-S beta chain-like. Bases 52 to 1044 code for a protein of 330 amino acids. The transcript is spliced from 8 exons. Gene Ontology annotation, biological process: immune response; antigen processing and presentation. Gene Ontology annotation, cellular component: MHC class II protein complex; membrane. Lineage: Eukaryota; Metazoa; Chordata; Actinopteri; Cichliformes; Cichlidae. The record is from RefSeq and is a predicted model, not a curated record.